This is a messenger RNA of Mytilus californianus (California mussel), 1246 nucleotides long. RefSeq lists its product as uncharacterized. The transcript is spliced from 2 exons. Lineage: Eukaryota; Metazoa; Mollusca; Bivalvia; Mytilida; Mytilidae. The record is from RefSeq and is a predicted model, not a curated record. The coding region runs from base 172 to 771 and encodes 199 amino acids.
GUUUCUGCACUGUGCAACUAUUUCAUUUAUAUUUUUAAUUAACGAUGCCAAGUACUUGUUGUUGUGUACCUGGAUGUCAUUUAAGAGGAGGACAUGCAUUUCCAAAUGACUUAAACAGAAGGAAAAGUUGGAUCAACGCCAUGGCCCAUACGCAGAUUGGACGAGAACACGAUGAUAUCGUGGAGUCCAUCUCAAUCAGCUGUUGUUUGCAAGGCACGUUUUACUGAAAAAGACUACGUGCAGGAAACUAUUCAUGGGCGCAAACCCACCAUACAGAGACUUAAGUCUACUGCAAUUCCCAGCCUAUUUUCCUGGACCAAGCAAGAGACUGAAUCGUCCGCAAAAAGAAAAAUCAGGGCAGUUUCCUGUGAAAACAAAAGAACUAAACUUGAUGAAUAUUGUAGUAGAAAUCUAGAGGAAAGUUUUGAUUGUAAAGUUGGUUUUCCUGAAGAAGUCAUUCAUACUGCAGAAAGGAUUUAUGACUGUCCACCACCAACUGCCGAGCUAAUGUUGAGCUUCACAGAUGGAAUUACGCAAACACCAUCAAUGCCUAUGUUUUCAGCAGAGAAUUUUGAAAUGAAGACACGUGACACAGCCAUGCAUUUUUAUACCAGUUUAGAGUUGUAUACUAAAUUUUUAUUUGUUUUGACCACACUUGGUCCAGCAGCACAUUGUUUGAGAUACAUAUAUUUUCAAAUUGAUAGGGUGUCAGUUGAAAAUCAGUUUUUUUAUGACUUUGAUGAAAUUGAGGCAUCAUACAACCAACUUUGAACUGUCUAGAUUCUAGAUUGAAUCUAGUGUUAAGAAUAUUGUGUAUACAUGGAUUGUUUUUAUGUCUAAACAGUGGUGUGAGGCUAACACUUGGCCAUCUAGUGGUUUAGUCAGGUAUUUUUCACCAUCCAACUUCAAAUUAAAGUUUCCUACGACUUGGAUUAUUAUUGACAGCACAGAAUAUCCCGUGAUAAAACCUAAAGCUCCUAGAGCUCAGGCAACCUUUUCAUCAAAUAAAAACAGAAACACUGAAAAUUCUUGAAUGUUCGACACCUGGUGGUUUAUAAGUCAACUAUGUCUCUAUGUCACAUAGAGCGAAUUAUUGGACUUGGCAAAACAUACAAAAUUCUAAUAAAUCCUAUGAAUGGAACUGAAACAAAACUUUCAUCUGAAAUAACAUUUAGUUGUUUUAUGUUGUGUAAUUUUAGAACUUGUAUUGUGCCAAAGGAUGCAUAAAUAAAAGUGAUGCAAUGAA